AUGAAUCGCCAUAUCACCAACAAGAAGCCCUCUCUAACACAGCAGAUCUUGACCACACUUGGAUUUGGAGUCUCGCCGCAGAAAGUGAAUUGCUGGUAUUGCUGUCAGGAUUCCUAUUUGCUUCCAGGAUCCAAGAAUACAGUCAAACAUUGGUAUUGCAACUUGUGUGAGAGCACGAAUAUCAGAGACGAGAAAGGAGAGAUUGCUGAUCCCACAGUGUUUGAAGCAUCCAGCACUCGACACAUACCCUCCAUUGAAAGAACCCCAAGCUCCAUUCGCAAGAACUCAUCUAAAACACUGUGUUCUGACUGUGUUGCCAAUCAAGAAAUCAUCUAUCGCUACUUGGCAGACUACAUCCCAGAUGAAUCAGACCCCACUUACCAGAUCAAAUUCAAUAGUGUCGAUGAAUACAAGGCCAAGCUGCAUCAACGCUACAAGCUAUGCAACGAAUGCCAGCAAAAAAUCUCAAAACUGAAUGAAGAGCAAAGAGAAUACAUGAAAAGAAUGCGCUUCACUGCUUCUUUGAUCGAAAGCGCAAAGCCUCAGACACUCGCUAGACCCCCACGACAUGCACACAGACUGAGAGGAUGUGCAUGGUUGCUGGUUCAUGCUUGGACCAUUCUCUUUGGCGUUUUUUGCAUUGUAUACCACCCACAGAACACACAUUUCAACGUUUCCAGUAAGGUGCUGCAAUUACACCAGCCUGACAUACUACAAGAAUGGAUGGACUAUCUCUCUGACACAAGUACCACCUUAUUCGAUCCUGUGCGAUGUGUGUUUUCAAGAACGGACGAGUCUUGCUAUUGGGACAUGAGCUAUCAACAUGUGAUCAUUUUGGUGUUGAUGACAAGUCUGUCCUUUGUUCUCAGAAACUGGCACCAUUUGCUGAUAGAAGAAGCUGCGGACAAGCUGAAGAAUUACAGCGUUUACAAGAAUGUACAAAAAGUGUUGAUCUUGUUACGAUGGGCGCUAUUUGCAUUGAUUGCAAUGGAUGCGAAUCGAACCAUGGAAGUGGCUGUUCUUGUUGUUUACUGCAGUUUACUGGUCGCUUCAUAUAGUGCUGUCAGACGUGCGAUUUGGCCGUAUUCUUUAAUAGGAAAAAGCAGAAGAGAGGAGGUGCAGGUGGAAAAGGAGGAGGACAGUACUGCUGAACCGAUGGACAUUGAGCCCGACCAUCCUCAACAGCAGCAGCAACAACAACAACACUAUCAACAUUCGUAUCGUCAUCAACCCUAUCAACAACAAUAUCAACCAGACGUCGUUGACUCGUUAGUUAAUGGCUUGCAUCAAAUCGCUUUUUAG
This is a messenger RNA of Mucor velutinosus, 1302 nucleotides long. Its product is annotated as Saccharopine dehydrogenase. Bases 1 to 1302 code for a protein of 433 amino acids. Gene Ontology annotation, cellular component: nuclear inner membrane; microtubule organizing center attachment site; mitotic spindle pole body. NCBI's taxonomy places the organism in Eukaryota, Fungi, Mucoromycota, Mucoromycetes, Mucorales, Mucoraceae. The transcript is spliced from 7 exons. Gene Ontology annotation, biological process: nuclear inner membrane organization. The record is from RefSeq and is a predicted model, not a curated record.